AUGCGAUACUUAAAAUUCUACAAUCACCGAUUUAUGCAUCUGCAAUCUUCCGUUUUCGGUUCGCUCGUCGGAUCGUCGUGCGUGUUCUUCCUCAUAGAGCUGUAUACCACCGCCGUCUUCGUGUACGUCGGAGCUGACGCGGCAAUCCCCAGCAUGGGCCUCCUCACCGCCCUCUUCACCGUCGUCUCUGUUCAACCUAUGCAGUCCUCGCUCCCGGAUUCGUUCAUGAAGACGGUGGUGUUCCAGACCAUCUGGUCGUAUAUUCUAUUGGUGCUCUGGCUCAUUACCGCCGCGUCGCAACACAGCCUGUGGACGACCCUGGCCCCGGGCGGAUGCGAUACCUUGCCUGACGGAUUCACCGUCCAUCUGCACAACGCGUGCGACCGCAUCGGAUUUCUCCAGCUGGUCGCCUACCUGAACUCCAUUUUCCUUGUGGUUUAUAUUAUUCCUCUAUCCAUGCUCACGGUGAAGACCCUCGACGCGCGACACCCCAACGUGUGGAUGGCAUCGACGUGGGAGCUUCCCCACCCCGAUUGUCCAUGCAGACAACUCAAAUCUCAAUGGCCCCCAUGGUGUGCAUACUGCGCCAACAGCCCCGAUACCGCCUCCCGCCUGUGA
This is a messenger RNA of Pleurotus ostreatus (oyster mushroom), 618 nucleotides long. RefSeq lists its product as uncharacterized. The transcript is spliced from 6 exons. The record is from RefSeq and is a predicted model, not a curated record. The coding region runs from base 1 to 618 and encodes 205 amino acids. Lineage: Eukaryota; Fungi; Basidiomycota; Agaricomycetes; Agaricales; Pleurotaceae.